AUACCCCUGACCACCGGGGGGAAGCAUUCACACACAUGCACCCUGACAUCACAAUUAUAAGGUGUAUUAAGAUCCAAGAUGGUGGACCGUUGAUUACAAGACCAAAUUACCAGACUCCCCUUCAGCCACCCUGUGAUGGUAGUCAUGGCAACAUAGAGGCUAAUCUCCAGUGGACACAGAAAGAGAGAGUGAAGAGGCUGAUGACCGUGGUGAGUACAGCCAUGUAGAAGAUGCAGAGGGAGCAAGAGACUGGGAGAUGAAGAGAGGCUGGAGGAGGAGAGGAAUAGGAACGGAUUCAACCGCUGCCACUGGUCGCAAGGAGCGCCUGGUAGGAGAGGGGAUAGAGUGUUUCCUAGAGAGGAGGGCGAUGAGGAAGGGAGAGGAGGAGGAGGCAGAGGGGCAGCCACCUUCGUGCGGUGACCGGCUCUGAUGGCUCCCCGGGAGAGUCAGAGACAGAAACACCGCGGCUGGGGAGGGACAGGUGGUAUUUGGGAAGUAACGUGGAAUCAGAGGAGGUUGUGUUUUGGUUCGGGACGAGAGGAAAGGGGAGGAACAUGGCAGCGCAGUCUGAUGGAAGGGGAGGGGGAGAAACAGAGGAAGGAGUGGGGGAGGGGGUGUUUGAUGGAGACACAGAGGAAGACUGUCAGCCUCUGGACUCUGCAGCUAUCCACAUCUGUCUCUGCUGUCACUCUGCUGUCUGCUACUGGGGCUGUCGCUCCAACUGCCUGGGAAACCUGCUGGGGAAAGACACUACUGGAAGGAUCGGGGGUACCGGAGUUGGCGGUGGUAGGAGUUUGAGGGAGACUCGCUGCCCGCCAGAAGAGGGACUGUGGCUGGACUGUCUCUGGUUGAUCCUGGCUCUCCUCGUCUUCUUCUGGGAUGUGGGAACAGACCUACUUCUCGCUGCGGACUACUAUGACAGACAGGACUAUCUGUGGUUUGGCCUGACGCUCUUCCUGGUGCUGGUGCCGUCGAUUGUAGUUCAGAUACUGAGCUUCCGCUGGUUCGUCCAGGACUACAGCAGAGAGUGUCUGACCACCUGGCUGGGGACAGUGGACUGCAGCAGGGGAGGAGAGAGAGAAAAGCUGACCAGGCAAGGGCCAGCCGGCCAAAGAGGGGUUUAUCCUGGAACAGACCGGGUCAGAGUGGCCUCAGUGUGGCUGUGGCAGAUCACCAUACACAUUCUACAGCUGGGACAGGUCUGGAGGUAUAUCCGUACGUUAUACCUGGGUAUCCAGUCCCACCGUAUGAAGGAGCAUAAGGAGGCACAGAGGAGGUUCUACUGGGCCAUGAUGUUUGAGUAUGCAGACGUCAACAUGCUGCGGCUACUGGAGACCUUCCUGGAGUCAGCUCCUCAACUAGUACUACAGCUCUGUAUUAUGAUACAGCAGAACCGGGCUGAGACUCUACAGUGUAUAUCUAGUCUAGGCUCUCUUCUGUCUCUAUCCUGGGUGUUGGCCUCGUACCACAAGCUCCUGCGCGACUCCAGAGACGACCAGCGCAGUCUGAGUUAUCGCGGUGCCCUCCUCCACCUUCUCUGGCGUCUCCUCACCAUCUCCUCCCGCGUUCUCUCUCUCGCCCUCUUCGCAUCCCUCUUCCACCUGUACUUUGGCAUCUUCGUGGUGCUCCACUGGUGUGGCAUGGCCCUGUGGGUGGUGCAUGGCGGAACAGACUUCUGUAUGUCUCGCUGGGAGGAGGUGCUGUUUAACAUGGUGGUGGGCAUCGUCUACAUCUUCUGUUGGUUCAACGUCAAGGAGGGACACACCAGGGGACGCAUGGUGGCUUACUACUCUGUGGUACUGGCUGAGAACACACUGCUCACUGGACUGUGGUAUGUGUAUCGUGACCAUGAAGAGACAGACAGCUACGCGGUUCCAGCAUUGUGUGGUGUCUACCUGUCCUUUGCGGGUGGAGUACUGGUGAUGCUUCUGUACUACGGCCUUCUUCACCCCUCACACACACACCCCACCCCGGCAUCGACCUGGUGGGAUGAGCUGCUGUGGGGUAACCCCUUGCCCCCCUCAGCUCUACCCACCCCAGCCCACCUGGCUGCCCCGUUUCACAGUGAUGACAUCAUCGCAGAAGGCUGUCUGCCGGUGUUCCAGGUGCGUUUGGAGCCCCCCACCUCGAGGCGUUUCGAAGGUCCUCUGAUAAAGAUUGACAUGCCCAGGAAACGUUACCCGGCCUGGGACGCUCACUACGUGGACAGACGGCUGCGAAGGACCAUCAACCUACUACAGUACCUGACGCCUGCAGCCGCAGGCAUACGAUACAGGGACAGACCUCUGCUCUAUGAACUACUGCAGUACGAGUCUUCUUUCUGACACAUACACACAUAGACAAACACACAUAUUUACAAGUGCGCUCAUGUAACCAAUGUGAAAUGGCUAGUUAUUUAGUGGUGCUCGCUAGUAGUGUUCAACCGGUGACCUCACCCGCUCUGACCUAGAAGUAGUUGUUUCCCUUGCUAUGCAAGGACCACAGCUUUUGUGGAGUGACAGGUAACGAUGCUUCGUGGGUGAUGGUUGUUCAUCUGUUCAGAGGGUCCCUGGUUCGAGCUCAGGUUGGGGCAAGGAGAGGGACGGAAGCGACACUGAUACACACAAAUGUGACUCUUCUCUCUGUUUUUAUCUCUUCAUCUCUGUUUUGUAUUUCUCACUCUGCUGAGAAGACUGGAUAGUGACAGAAGACAGCAUGUCAUGUUAUUUUCACGUCUUCAUGAAUAAUACUAAAAGAUAAUAUGAAAUUAGAAAAAAUGUGAAUGUAAUAUAAACAGCGGCCUGAAAGCUGUCUCCUAGCGGGGAGUUUAUUCUCUUUAGUUUGGUUAACUGGGUGUGUAUUCUCUUUAGUUUGGUUAACUGGGUGUGUAGUCUCUUUAGUUUGGUUAACUGGGUGUGUAGUCUCUUUAGUUUGGUUAACUGGGUGUGUAUUCUCUUUAGUUUGGUUAACUGGGUGUGUAUUCUCUUUAGUGUGGUUAACUGGGUGUGUAUUCUCUUUAGUUUGGUUAACUGGGUGUGUAUUCUCUUUAGUUUGGUUAACUGGGUGUGUAUUCUCUUUAGUUUGGUUAACUGGGUGUGUAUUCUCUUUAGUUUGGUUAACUGGGUGUGUAUUCUCUUUAGUUUGGUUAACUGGGUGUGUAUUCUCUUUAGUUUGGUUAACUGGGUGUGUAUUCUCUUUAGUUUGGUUAACUGGGUGUGUAUUCUCUUUAGUUUGGUUAACUGGGUGUAUAUUCUCUUUAGUUUGGUUAACUGGGUGUGUAUUCUCUUUAGUUUGGUUAACUGGGUGUGUGAUCUCUUUAGUUUUUAACUGAAUGUGUAUAUAUUUAUAUGUACAGAGAUGUGUGUGUACUGUGUGUGUGUGCCUGAGCUGUGAGUCAUAGUAAAUUAUGUUUGCUUGUUUGUCUGCUCAGGAAGGCACAACAUUACAGAACGUUAAGAUAGACAUUAAUUAUGUAGAACAGAUAAGAUUUUCUGUCAUGUAGAAUACGGAUAUGUGAUUCUCUUUCUGAUGACCUCAUCCCUGAGGUAGUCAUGGUGACAGAGACCUUUACCUGACUACGUCUGACCAUCCCUCCACCAAUCAACACUAAGCCUUCCACCGAUCAACUUUAUAUGGUGCAAAUAUAUAUGAAUAUACAGUACCAGUCAAAAGUUUGAACACACCUACUCAUUCAAGGGUUUUUCUUUAUUUUUUAUAUUUUCUACAUUGUAGAAUAAUGGUGAAGACAUCAUAACUAUGAAAUAACACAUAUGGAAUCAUGUAGUAACCAAAAAAAUUGUUAAACAAAUCAAAAUAUAGUUUUAUAUUUUAGAUUCUUCAAAGUAGCCACCCUUUGCCUUGAUGACAGCUUUCCACACUCUUGGCAUUCUCUCAACCAGCUUUACCUGGAAUGCUUUUCGAACUGUCCUGAAGGAGUUCCCACAUAUGCUGAGCACUUGUUGUCUGCUUUUCCUUCACUCUGCAGUCCAACUCAAUUGGGUUGAGGUUGGGUGAUUGUGGAGGCACAUCUGAUGCAGCAAUCCAUCACCUUCCUUCUUGGUCAAAUAGCCCUUACACAGCCUGGAGGUGUGUUGGGUCAUUGUCCUGUUGAAAAACAAAUUAUAGUCCCACUAAGCACAAACCAGAUGGGAUGUCUUAUCGUUUCAGAAUGCUGUUGUAGCCAUUCUGGUUAAGUGUGCCUUGAAUUCUAAAUAAAUCACUGACAGUGUCACCAGCAAAGUACCAUCACACCUCCUCCUCCAUGUUUCAUGGUUGGAACCACACAUGUGGAGAUCAUCCGUUCACCCACUCUUGAGUCUCACAAAGACACGGCGGUUGGAACCAAAAAUCAAAAAUCUGAACUCAUCAGACCAAAGGACAAAUUUUCACUGGUCUAAUGUCCAUUGCUCGUGUUUCUUGGCCCAAGCAAGUCUCUUCUUAUUGGUGUCCAUUAGUAGUGGUUUCUUUGCAGCAAUACGACCAUGAAGGCCUGAUUCACGCAGUCUCCUCUGAACAGUUGAUGUUGAGAUGUGUCUGUUACUUGAACUCUGUGAAGCAUUUAUUUGGGCUGCAAUCUGAGGUGCAGUUAACUCUAACUUAUCCUCUGUAGCACAGGUAACUCUGGGUCUUCCUUUCCUGUAGCGCUCCUCAUGAGAGCCAGUUUCAUCAUUGUGCUUGAUAGUUUUUGCGACUGCACUUGAAGAAACGUUAGAAUUUCUUGACAUUUUCCAGAUUGACUGACCUUCAUGUCUUAAAGUAAUGAAGGAAUGUAAUUUCUCUUUGCUUAUUUGAGCUGUUCUUGCCAUAAUAUGGACUUGGUAUUUUACCAAAUAGGGCUAUCUUCUGUAUACCACCCCUACUUUGUCAUAACACAACUGAAUGUCUCAAAUGCAUUAAGAAGGAAAGAAAUUCCACAAAUUAACAUUCCAGGUGACAUGAAGCUGGUUGAGAGAAUGCCAAGAGUGUGCAAAGCUGUAAUCAAGCCAAAGGGUGGCUACUUCGAAGAAUCUCAAAUAUAAAAUACACUUUGAUUUGUUUAACACUUUUUUGGUUAUUACAUGAUUCCAUGUGUUAUGUCAUAGUUUUCAUUUCCUAACUAUUAUUCUACAAUGUAGAAAAUAGUGAAAAUAAAGAAGAACCCUGUAAUGAGUAGGUGUGUCCAAACUUUUGACUGGUACUGUAUAUAUGUUAACUUUAUUUGGUGCAAAUAUAUAUGAACAUAAUAUGAACUUAUUUUUUUGGCAAAUAUAUAUAAACUUCAUAUGGUGCAAAUAUAUAUUAACUUUAUUUAUAAAAGCAAUAAUACACUUGAGCAUAUGCAUUUGGAGUCACAAGUGGACUCCGCAUUCUACAUUUAACCUCUCUCUGUUUCUGUUCUGGGUCAAAAGUAACAGCAGGUAAAGGGUCUGAACUUUGUAGCCAAAGUUUGAGACGCAAUCGGUUCAGAGAUUAGGCUGUAUUGAUCCAGGUUCAUAUCAGAAACUAGUUUUAUAAAAAAUAAAGUCAGUCAGGGCAUCAGGCUGAGCUGGAGCCAGCUCUUAUAAGCACAGAGCAGGUUGAAAAGGUACACUGCAAUAUGACAUUAUCAUAUGGGUCAACUUCCUACUUACAGAAAUCAACAGUAAAAUUAAUUUCUGCCAAGACUGUCAGUGUAGGCACUGCCACUAUAGUCUCAAUGGAAGGUACAGUACACAUUGAGAGGGAACAGAUUUGGAAAUCCCUCUGCUGUGUUGGGAUGAAUAUUUUACCAAAAAUCUACCAAGUUUCAAUAUCGGGAAUAAUUAAUAUUUAUCCCGAGAGUCCCAGGAAAUACCCCAAAAAUCAGAAGUGCAUAUUUAAAGCGUUUAAAACCAAGAUAUCAUAGUCACCAUGCCAGGGUUAUCCCUAAAUAAGAGGGGCGUUGCGCCACCUUGUCGGCUUGGCUGUGGCACUAUGUAAAGAUUUCAGAGAAAAUGAAACUGAUAUUUAGUAAUGAUUGAGUAAAUAUCUUUAAUCACCAAUGACGUUGUGAAUUGCGAAACAGGCCGUUCAUAAAUUCCGAGCAUUAUCAUGUUAUCAAUUCAGAGCAUUUCAGCAGUAGCCCAUCUCGACACAGAGUGCAUCCGGAGUAUUGCGUUGUCGAAUCAUACAAACGUAACGGCAGUCAAACAAAAGUCAAAUUACCAAAGUUGCUAAACUUGCUAGAUAUCUCCUAUAUUUGGCAGAAUUGAGUUGAUGUUUAUACAGAUAGCUCAAUAAUAACGGGCAGAUGACGAGUGGAAAUAGUUUAAUUAUCAAGGUAUCUUAACAGGGGCCAACUCGGUUUUAAAAAUAUCCAUAUCUACUCUCACACUGUUGGUUGAUCCCACAUUCUCUACCGAAGUUCUUAUAUGGGCAGCAGUAGGAGACAUCUCAGAGAAGCGGGGGAAAUGUUAUAGCGGUGUUUUGACAUGCAUAGGCGAGAGACGUGCCUUGAUAAUGUAACCUAUAGUUUACAUAAUAAAGUUAGGAAUUUUCACACGAGACAGGUGUAAGAAUUUGGGGUUUCAGUGGGAUUGAGAAUGGUUAGGAAAACAGCCUAGGCUCUAGGACAGGACAAGAUAGAAUUUUCCCUCACGUCUCUCUGAAUUGUUAAGACUUCAUGUCUGUGACAGAGAUGCCCAUGCAUUUCUGCGACAAAGGGGGAAAAUGUUCUAAUUUCUCGGGUCUUGUCAUAAAUUGUUUUUGCGGGACAGUCCUUGGAUCCCAGUUACACAUCAUAAUCCCUACCACUGUGUAUGAUGAUGAUGUCAUAUUGUUGAAUCUACCUUUAACCAAACUUAACAUGGAUGUAUUGUACAGGUGUGAUAUAGAAGUUAUGACAUAAGUCAUUACUUCCUUUGAAGUCACAGGACCCCCUUGAAAACGAGUUAGUUGGUUCAUCUCAAGGAGUUUAAUAAAUAAAUAUAUUAGUGUUUUUAUUUGGUGAGGGUUUACAUUUUUCUAAUUUUGAUGUGUCCAUGUCCCUCAGCUUGGACACAUCUCUUGUUGCCCCUAGCAAUAUUGAUUCUAGUUAUAUACUGCUGAUUUCUGUUCUUCCAUUUAGAAUGUCCAAACUGAAGGAGAAUGAUGAAAACAGGGUUUUAUACGACUUUGAUAUAGUGCUGUAUCCUCUGUCUGCUGUAUCUGGGAGUGUCCAGAGGGGUAUAUUACAAAACAUUAUCAAUGAAUUAGCCAGCUAACGUUGAUAAACAACAGUUGAUUUUCUGGUUCAUUAAGAAAGCUAAACCUAGAUGUGUAUUUUUGGUUGUAGAGUCCAUUAGACCGUCCCAAUUUCAAGCUUACACCCCCCCCCCCCCCAUAAAAAACUGUUUACAAAUAAUCAGGCAAGUUGACUGGCUAACUCCUUGAUCUAGCUUUGUAGUACACCCCUCUGGAGGGUUUGAUGGGCUAACUUAUUGAUCUUUCUUGGUGACAUACACCUCUGAUGCUAAUGUUUGGAGAUUGUCGCACUAAAGUUGAUGCUGUGAGAUGGAUUAUUACUGUAACAUUGCCUCCUGAAAAGACUAUUAACCUGUGACAAUUCAGACAUACUAUGAGAUACCACAGAGAUAGUAGUAGUAUCUAUAGCGAUAUUGGUAAUAAGAGAUAAGAUAACCCAUAUUUUAGAACAUGUAGUUUCAUCAGAAAAAUAUACAAAUGUUACAUGAGUCAGUAUCUAUUUAAUUUUAUAUCUUUGCAUUUUAAUACAUUAUAAUGUGACUGAAAUGAAGAGUAUGUAAACUAUUCAUACCCAA
Salvelinus fontinalis (brook trout) is the source of this 7733-nucleotide messenger RNA. RefSeq names its product XK-related protein 6-like. The coding region runs from base 555 to 2324 and encodes 589 amino acids. Lineage: Eukaryota; Metazoa; Chordata; Actinopteri; Salmoniformes; Salmonidae. The record is from RefSeq and is a predicted model, not a curated record. Gene Ontology annotation, cellular component: plasma membrane. The transcript has 7 exons. Gene Ontology annotation, biological process: phosphatidylserine exposure on apoptotic cell surface; engulfment of apoptotic cell; apoptotic process involved in development.